Molecule: messenger RNA, 899 nt
Organism: Poecilia reticulata (guppy)
Lineage: Eukaryota; Metazoa; Chordata; Actinopteri; Cyprinodontiformes; Poeciliidae
Gene: sar1aa
Product: secretion associated, Ras related GTPase 1Aa
Biological process (GO): intracellular protein transport
Molecular function (GO): GTP binding; GTPase activity
Source: RefSeq, a predicted model, not a curated record
GCCUCUCUGAUUGACUGUUUCCAAGGAGACCGCUGACACCGCCGAGAACUGGGAUAAGGCUCCGUACUCUAGGAAGACACCAUCAGAAUGUCGUUUUUGUUUGACUGGAUCUACAGAGGGAUUAGCAGUGUUUUACAGUUUUUAGGUUUGUACAGAAAGACAGGCAAGCUGGUUUUCUUGGGUCUAGAUAAUGCUGGUAAAACAACACUCCUGCACAUGUUGAAAGAUGACAGACUUGGACAGCACGUACCAACACUUCAUCCAACCUCGGAGGAGCUGACAAUUGGUGGGAUGACAUUUACGACAUUUGAUUUGGGAGGACAUGUACAAGCUCGCAGAGUUUGGAAGAACUACCUGCCAGCUGUGAAUGGCAUUGUCUUUCUUGUCGACGCCGCUGAUCAUGAAAGACUUGCAGAAUCAAAGACUGAGCUUGAUGCUCUGCUUUCAGAUGAACCCAUAGCCAGCGUCCCGGUGUUGGUGCUGGGGAAUAAAAUCGACCGUCCGGAGGCCAUCAGCGAAGGAGCGCUGAGAGGAGCUUUUUGUCUCGAUGGUCAGGUCACAGGAAAGGGAAACAUUUCUGUGAAAGAGCAGAACGUUCGCCCGCUGGAGAUUUUCAUGUGCAGCGUUUUGAAGAAACAAGGCUACGGGGAAGGCUUUAGAUGGCUGUCGCAGUACAUCGACUGACACAAAGGAAAAAUCAGAGAGGAUCUAACCGACACGUUCACAUGAAACUCCACGAAGACUACCAAGAAGCGACAGUUGUAAUCAUGUUUGAAUCAUAUUUUCACAUUUGAAAACACUAUCUUUCAUCAUUUAAAUUUCUCUAUGCAAACAAAGAACUGGUUUAUUAAUGUGAGAAAGCAUGUUUAGUACCUAAUUAUAAUAUAUGAAGAACCGGA